AUGAGAAAAAGAGCCUGCGACAAGUGCCACAAGGCAAAACGGUCCUGCUCGGGCGUACCAUGCGCGUUCUGCCAGCGCAGACGGCUAGAGUGUACGCUGGAGCGGCCGCUGAAGAAAUUUGGCCGUCCGUCCAAACACAUCCCUGCCCCCGUGGUGAAGGAGACGGAUCCAAUGGGCGAAAGGAGCGUGGUACUGUCUGACAGCUCAAAUACAAGCGUUGAGGACACAAACGACAGCUGGAAACACGGCACGGUGGUUCUGAGACAGCAGCUGAGCUACAAUUUCAACUUUGACCAUAGGGAAAAGGCGGUUCUGGAGCAGUUCAUCGACACAGGCGCCGCUGUUUUGUUUGGAGACAGGGCCAGCACGUUUUUGCAAGCGGUGAUCCCACUGGCCUUCUCGUUCAAUUGCGUCAAGUACCCGAUCCUUGCCAUUGCAGCUGCCUCCGGAUCCCACAUAGCGGCCUUCAGAGAGACACAGAAGUAUCGGUCGCUGGCGAAGCUCGUCCGCAGAGACACCGUGCUGCAGGAAACAGGAACCCUGGCCACGCUGCUCGUAGUGCUCAUGGAGAUCCUCAUGGGCGACGGAAUGGACUCCACAACGUAUCUGGACGAGAUCCAGAAAACAGUAAGUCCUGUGAGUUCGUGGCUCGCCAGACAAGAGACGUACCUGCACCAGGUCAUGUCUGACUUGUUUUUCUACUACGAAUCGUUGCUCGGUUACAACUUUGGGGUCAGGAACGCCGAAUUCAGGCCAAGCUCGUUCAAACUAGCGUUUGGCCUCGACCAGGGCACGCUGCAAACUCUCUCGCAGAUCCGCACGCUCCAAAAACUCAAAGAACAGACGUCGCUGUCUUUGAACGAGUUCUCGCAAUUUGCAACGCUGAUUGAGACAAAACUACAGACCACUCCAAGCACAACUCAUCUGGGUGCUGCCAUUCAAUGUGCGUGCUAUCUAGAGCUAUGCCGGCUCAGACCAGGCUCAGAUCUGUCAACAGCAAACUGUCUCAAUGCUCUCUUGGACAGUAUCAAGGCAAUACAGAACCCAUCUGAAUGCCAGCUACUCUUCCCUCUGCUCAUUGCAGGAACUGCAGCCACCACUGCAGAAGACCAAAACUACGUCCUAGAUCGUCUGAGUCUGAUCCAUAAUCGCCUAAGGUUCCCAUUUAUUAGUCGCUAUCAAGAUCUUCUGCGCCAGCUGUGGCGAUCUAACGAGUCGCUCAGCACCAUCAUUAAGUAUCAAUUCCCGGGAUUAUUCAUAUUAUAG
Ogataea angusta is the source of this 1266-nucleotide messenger RNA. RefSeq lists its product as uncharacterized. The transcript has a single exon. The record is from RefSeq and is a predicted model, not a curated record. NCBI's taxonomy places the organism in Eukaryota, Fungi, Ascomycota, Pichiomycetes, Pichiales, Pichiaceae. Bases 1 to 1266 code for a protein of 421 amino acids. Gene Ontology annotation, biological process: regulation of DNA-templated transcription. Gene Ontology annotation, molecular function: zinc ion binding; DNA-binding transcription factor activity, RNA polymerase II-specific.